CCUGUGUAAUUUAUUUCUUUUCUUAUACUUGCUUACUCCAUGUCUUAUGUAUUUAUUUAGAGUUAUUAGUUGUCCUAAAUUAAUAUUAAUAUAUAUUAGAUGAAAAUACUUCUUAGUGAACAAAAUAGACACUACAUCCUGAUUGGUAUUUUAUAACAUCGGUAGAUUUAAAUGAACAACAUACAUUUAUUCUCCAUAUCACCUGUGCUCCUGAUUUUAAUUUGUCAGAUUUAUAUUUCAAGUAUUUUUCAGACUUGUAAACAGUUUUAUUAAUUAUUUGCUGUUUCAUCUCAGUGACUAAGACCAUUAUAAAAGACAAUGUUAGAUUUUAGAGGAUAAAUGCGCGAGAGAAUUUCGGAUAUAGUGUUUGUUUCCAGACAGGAACUCAUUUCUCAUGUCAUGGAGGUUAGGAGAUCACAGGCCAGCAAGACUAGUGAUGGAAGUGACUACUAGUGACUACUCAUCCUUUUAAUGAAGCCUAAACAAAAGCUUGAACCACUGUUUCAAAGUAAAUGAUUCAUAAAACGUUCACACACACACACACACACAUUGGUAUUUGUGGUUAAUGAGGACUCUACAUGGGCGCAAUGCUUUUUAUACUCUACAGACUGUGUAUGUGUUACUGUACUACACUUAAACCUUCCCCUUAAAGGAAACUAAUAGCAUUUUUAGAUUUUCAAAAAAAAAAACAAUAUUUAGUAUGUUCUUUAAGCCUUUUGAAUUAUGAGGACAGGAGGAGUUUAAGUAUCUUGUGGUCUUGUUCACGAGUGAGGGAAGGAUGAACGAGAGAUCGACGGACGGAUCGGUGCAGCUUCUGCAGUAAUGUGGUCUCUGUACUGGUCUGUCGUUGUGAAGAAGCUCUUGAUUUACCGGUUGAUCUGCGUUCCUACUCUCACCUAUGGUCAUGAGUUUUAGAUCCUGGAUACAAGCGGCUGAAAUGAGUUUCCUCCGCAGGGUGGCUGGGUGCUCCCUUAGAGAUAGGCUGAGGAGCUCGGUCACCCGGGAGGAGCUCGGAGUAGACCCGCUGCUCCUCAACAUCAAGGUGUUCCAGGCGUGUCCCACCAGGAGGAGGCCCCGGGGAAGACCUAGGACAUGCUGGAGAGACUCUCUCGGUUUUCCCUGCUGGCCUGGGAACGCCUCUGUGUUCUCCCGGGAGAGCUGGAGGAAGUGUCUGGAGAGCCCUGCUUAGACUGCUGCCCCCGAGACAUGGCCCUGGAUGAGCGGAAGAAGAUGGAUGGAUGAAAAACCUCGACAGAGCUCGAAAUGUAACCAGAGCGCUGUGUGCCGGGAUGAUGAUGAUGAUGAUGAUGGUGGUGAUGCUGAUGAAGAUGUCUCGGUGUGGCCGGUAGGGAGAGUUAGAGAGAGCCCGAGUGAUUCUGACAGAGUUGGAGCUUCAGUCCUGACACAGCACCGCUGCAGUGCUCCAGAGACACCCCGCUAUAACCGCUGACACGGACCCGAUGCUGCUGCUCCUGAGCCGGGCUCUGCUGCUCUCUGUCCUGCUGGAGGCUCAGCUGGGCUCCUCCGGCGUCUGCAGGCCUGGUUUCUCCGAGGACGUCUACACCGUGGUGAUGCCGGAGCGAGUGGUCCCGGGCCGGGCCCUGAUCACUGUGAAGUAUGUGGACUGUGGCAGAGGAGCUGAUGUCAGGUUUGAAUGCAGUCCUCCUGGAGACUUCGGGAUAUCGGUGGAUGGGGUUGUGUUUGCCCUGCGUCCACUCCAUCGCUCCCUCUCCUGGACAUCACCUCUGCUCAUCAAAGCCCAGGAUGAAGCCACCCAGCAGCAGUGGCAGACGCAGGUCAGACUGCUUCCAGCCAGAGACCUUCUAGGCACGGAUCGACACAUGCUCAGUGGAGAUGUACCAGAAAUAGUGUUUCCUUCACGACAGAUAGACGUGUUUCUCAAACGCACUAAGCGAGAUUGGGUUAUUCCUCCUAUUAAUGUGGCAGAAAACUCAAGAGGGCCUUUCCCAAUGAAACUGGUCAGGAUUCGCUCAGAUAACGAUGAGAAGGUGAGUUUGCGUUACAGCGUGACAGGUCCCGGUGCUGACCAGCCGCCCACUGGAGUAUUCUCCAUCGACCCCAUCUCAGGCCUCCUGACGGUCCUCAAGCCGCUGGACCGCGAGCACCUGCACAUCUUCAACUUGAGGGCACACGCUGUGGAUUUGAAUGGUAAUCAGGUGGAAAACCCCAUCGACGUCAUAAUCAACGUUAUUGAUAUGAAUGACAACCGACCAGAGUUCAUCAAGCAGAUCUGGAACGGAAGUGUUCCUGAAGGAUCUAAACCAGGCACAUCAGUGAUGACGGUGACGGCAGAGGACAAGGAUGAUGCCACGACUCUGAACGGUCAACUUCGCUAUAAGAUUGUGUCUCAAAACCCUGACGCCCCCAACCCAAACAUGUUCACCAUUAACAACCGGACGGGGAGCAUCAUCACUGUCGCUGCCGGCCUUGACCGAGAGAAAGUGCCUCAGUACACACUGAUUAUUCAGGCCACUGACAUGGAAGGAAACCCCAUGUACGGUCUCUCUAACACAGGCACUGCUGUAAUCACCAUCACAGAUGUCAACGACAACCCUCCAGAGUUUACUUCUGAGACCUUCUUUGGCACAGUACCAGAGAACCAGGUCAAUGUUAUUGUGGCCAACCUGACUGUAACAGACAAAGACCAGCCCAACACAGCAGCGUGGAAGACCAUCUACAAAAUAACCGCCGGUGACCCCAUGGGCCACUUCUCUGUCCCCACUGAUGCUCUUUCUAAUGAAGGCCUGGUGACAGUCAUUAAGCCCGUUGACUAUGAGAUCAACAGAUCCUUUGUGCUGACGGUGGUGGCACUGAACGAGGUUGCUCUGGAUAAAGGCCUCCGUCUGCCCCGUCAGUCCACGGCCACCGUCUCCAUUCGUGUUACGGAUGUCAACGAGAGCCCAUAUUUUCAACCCAACCCUAAAGUGCUGCGACUGCAGGAGGGCAUGCAGGCCGAGUCAGAGGUCACGACCUUCACCGCUCAGGAUCCAGACCGCUUCGAGCAGCAGAGCCUCAGGUACAGCACGCUGUCUGAUCCUGCGAACUGGCUGAGGAUCGAUCCCAUCAGUGGACGGAUCACAACCAUUGCUGUUUUAGACCGAGAGUCUCUGUUUGUUCAAGACAAUGUCUACACGGCUAUGUUCUUCGCUAUUGACAGUGGGGUUCCUCCGGCCAGCAGCACCGGGACUCUGCAGAUCCUUCUACUGGACAUAAACGAUAAUGCUCCAGAGGUUUUCCCACCAGAGGCAGAGAUGUGUGAAAAACCUGAGAACAACGGCAUUAAUAUUACAGCGCUGGAUGCAGACAUGGAUCCCAACGCUGGACCCUUCUCCUUUGAGCUGCCUGUACAUCCCAGCGAUGUGAGGAAGAACUGGACGAUCACGCGUCUUAGUGGUGAAUACGCACAACUCUCUCUGAAAAUUGAUUUUCUGGAGAGUGGGGUCUAUCAGAUUCCCAUUAUAAUCACAGACUCCGGUGACAUGGCGCUGUCCAACACCUCAUAUCUGCGUGUGAAGGUGUGUGUGUGUGAUCAUAACGGCGACUGCACGGAUCAGGACCGGAUCAUGAGCGCUGGACUCGGCACCGGAGCCAUUAUUACCCUGCUGCUGUGUGUCCUCACCCUCCUCAUCCUUGUGUUGUUGUUUGUCAUGUGGAUGAAGAAGAAAGAUAAAAAACGACUGGUCAAGCAGCUGCUGAUCGACCCAGAGGAGGACAUAAGAGACAACAUCCUGAAAUAUGAUGAAGAGGGAGGAGGAGAGGAAGACCAGGAUUAUGACCUGAGCCAGCUGCAGCAGCCAGAUUUAGAGGCUGAGGAUCUCACGGGUAUUGGUAUUCGUCGACUGGAUGAGAGACCCCUGCACCCCGAGCCUCAUUACCCCAUCAGAUCCAGCGCUCCUCAUCCUGGAGAUAUCGGAGACUUCAUCAGUGAGGGACUGAGAGCUGCUGAUAAUGACCCUAGUGCUCCACCGUACGACUCCCUCUUAGUGUUUGACUAUGAAGGUACCGGAUCAACAGCAGGCUCGCUCAGCUCCAUCAACUCAUCUAGCAGUGAUGGAGACCAGGAUUACGAUUACCUCCAUGACUGGGGUCCGCGCUUCACCAAACUAGCUGACAUGUAUAGCGGAACAGACGAGUGAAAGACGGCUUUGUUCCUCGUUUCAGUGGAUGAAGACGCUGCAGAUAUGGGUUUAUAUGUCAAUACAAGCAAACGCAAGUUUCCAAGGCUAAAUGUCCAGGCUUAAAGUAAUAGUACAUAGAUUGUAGAGUAUGAUACAUGCUCGCCUACACUUGAACUUUACAGUAUAGAAGCACAGGGAUUUAAUGUGCCUUUUUGUACAUUUUUGUGAUCUGAUUGAUUUAUGUUCAAGGCUUUAAUUACACUUAAGGAGUGAUUUUGAGACUUCAGGAUGUGUUUAGCUAAGAAACAAAUGAUUGUGCUUUUCUCUUUUGGUUACAAACUGCUUUUCAAAAAAAUAUUUAACUUUUUUUGUCAUAAAGUGAAGAUUCGCUGGCAGAACAGACAAAGUGUACACUAUGCAGUUCAAUAGAUUCUUAAUUAAAAUAUUUUGUUCAACAAUUUAACAUGCACAUAGUUUGAAAUAAAAAGAGAUGUAACUUAAGCAUUUCUAACUUUCCUACAUUAAUGUUGCAUUGUACACAUGCUACACAGUAAAGAAAAUGUGUUUUAUGCAUUAAACAAAUAGAAUGAAUUUCUAAAUGACA
Puntigrus tetrazona (Sumatra barb) is the source of this 4743-nucleotide messenger RNA. RefSeq names its product cadherin-2. NCBI's taxonomy places the organism in Eukaryota, Metazoa, Chordata, Actinopteri, Cypriniformes, Cyprinidae. The transcript has 17 exons. Gene Ontology annotation, cellular component: plasma membrane; apical part of cell; presynaptic active zone membrane. The coding region runs from base 1461 to 4157 and encodes 898 amino acids. The record is from RefSeq and is a predicted model, not a curated record. Gene Ontology annotation, molecular function: cadherin binding; calcium ion binding. Gene Ontology annotation, biological process: cell-cell junction assembly; regulation of axonogenesis; adherens junction organization.